This is a messenger RNA of Hippocampus zosterae (dwarf seahorse), 4040 nucleotides long. RefSeq names its product retinoblastoma-like 1 (p107) (gene rbl1). NCBI's taxonomy places the organism in Eukaryota, Metazoa, Chordata, Actinopteri, Syngnathiformes, Syngnathidae. Bases 1 to 3183 code for a protein of 1060 amino acids. The transcript has 21 exons. Gene Ontology annotation, molecular function: RNA polymerase II transcription regulatory region sequence-specific DNA binding. Gene Ontology annotation, cellular component: transcription regulator complex; nucleus; chromatin. The record is from RefSeq and is a predicted model, not a curated record. Gene Ontology annotation, biological process: regulation of transcription by RNA polymerase II; cell differentiation; negative regulation of G1/S transition of mitotic cell cycle.
AUGCGGGGCGACGAGUCGUCCGAUUCAGAGUCGGGCCGCAUGGAGGAGAGUGUAGCGCGGAGGAGUUUGGAGACGCUGUGUCAGGAGCUCAACAUGGACGAGCGCACGGCGACCGAGGCCAUGGACAACUUCACGGCCAUCUGGAACACGUACACGCUGGAGGGCGAGGUGGUGCACUGGUUAGCGUGCUCGCUGUACGCCGCCUGCAGGAAAGGAAGCACGCCCACGGUGGGCAAAGGCCUGAUGGAGGGAAACUGCGUCUCGCUCACCAGGAUCCUGCGCACCGCCAAACUCAGCCUGAUCGAGUUCUUCUCCAAGAUGCGCAAGUGGUCCGACAUGUCCAACCUGUGCGAGAACUUCCGCCUGCGCAUGGAGCGUCUGGAGCGCAACUUUGAGGUUUCCACCGUCAUCUUCCGCAAGUUCCAGCCCAUCUUUGCCGCCAUGUUCCGCAGCCCGACGGGCUCCGAGGCUCCGCCCCCUCCGCCACGCCAGCCCCGCGGUCGGAAGCACCGACGGCUGCCCUGUCACACCGCCGACGUCUUUAAGUUCUGCUGGACGCUCUUUGUCUACACCAAAGGUAACUUUCACAUGAUCGGUGACGACCUGGUGAACUCGUACCACCUGCUGCUGUGCUGUCUGGACCUGGUCUUUGGAAACGCGCUGAUGUGCGCCAACAGGAAGGAGCUCAUCAACCCCGCCUUCAUCGGUACGUCGGGGGAUGAAGUCCAGGCGUGCGCCGACGAGGCGUCUCCGUGUGUGCUGGAGAGAUUGUGCGAGCUCCACGAUGGCCUGGUGGUGGAAGCCAAAGGCAUCAAACAGCACUACUUCAGGCCUUACAUACACAAGCUCUUUCGCAAACAGAUACUGAAGGGCAACGAGGAUCUUCUGACCGAACUUUUGGAUCCUCACAACUUUAUUGACAACAACAAAGCGCUCAAUCGCCAGUACGAGGAGUACGUCUUGACGGUAGGAGACUUUGACGAACGCAUUUUCCUGGACGCCGAUGCCGACGAGGAAAUCGGAACGCCCAGGAAAAGUUUGCGCUGGCCCGCGGGCGUUGGCACGGGACAGGCCACCAGCGCUCAGGCACAAUUGCAGCAUCACGUUGAGAAGUCGGCCACCCUGGCGCCUUCCACGCCUCUGACGGGUCGGGCGUACCUGAAGGAGAAGGACGUGCUGGUGACGCCCGUGUCGGCGGCCACGCAGAGCGUCAGCCGUCUUCAAAGCAUGGUGGCCGGGCUCAGGAGUGCGCCCAGUGAGCAGCUGCUGCGCAUCUUCAAGUCAUGCUCUCGAGACCCCGCGGAGUCCAUCGUGAGCCAGGUGAAGAUGCUGGGACAGACCUUCAAAGAACACUACACCAACGACUCGGACCACUCGUCGGGGUCACACAUCGAUUUUGCUGAGAGUCGCCUGAAGCUAGCUGAAAUUCUCUUUUACAAAGUUCUGGAGAACGUCUUGAUGCAAGAGACCAAGAGGCUGCAAGGGAAAGACAUGAGUGUGCUACUGGAGAAGGACAUCUUCCACUGUUCCCUUCUGGCGUGUUGCUUGGAGGUGGUUUUGUUCUCCUACAGCUCCCAGCGGACUUUCCCGUGGAUCAUUAACGUCUUCAAGCUGGCUCCCUUCUACUUCUUCAAGGUGAUUGAGGUGUUUAUCCGUUCCGAGGAAGGCUUGUCCCGAGAUAUGGUCAAGCAUUUGAACCUGAUCGAGGAGCAGGUGUUGGAGAGCCGAGCGUGGACUGCAGACUCUGCCCUGUGGAACGCCUUGAGUGCCGCCGGCAAUAAGGUGCCCACCGUCGAGGAGGUGAACUUCCCAUCCAGUCUGGACUCCGGCAGUUGCGCUUCCACCGGUGGCGCCCAGUCCCAACUUCCCCUGAUGACACUUUCGCCCAUCGUUCACCCUCGGAUCAGAGAAGUCCGCUCAGGCGUGGGCAGCAUGCGGAAAGAAGUUCCGCCAUCCCCACUGUCGGUGCACGACCGCUACAGCUCUCCGGCCGCCGGCAGCGCCAAACGCCGUCUCUUCGGCGACGACCCGCCGGCCCCCGCCGUGGCGGCCAGCCCUGUCACGUCACCUGCCAAGCGCCUGACUCUCAGCUCUACCGGCACCUUGAAGAUCGGCCCGCAGGCGGGGCAGACCACCGUGCUCAGCAUACCGCUGCAAGGCGGCAGCAGCGAGCACACCAUCACGCUGAUCCCUGUCCAACCGUGUGAUCCAUCGGCCGGCGGCCCCACUCAGUUCCUGCUGACAGCAUCCCCCGGCCGCCCCCUUCCCGCACCCGCGCCCGUCGCCGCGCUCUCCAACGCCCAGCCGGCCGGCGGCCGACCGCAGCGCACCGGUUCCCUGGCGCUUUUCUUCCGCAAGGUGUACCACCUGGCUAGCGUGCGCCUUCGUGAUCUGUGCGCCCGACUGGACAUCUCGUCGGAGCUGCGUGCAAAGAUCUGGACAGCCUUUGAACACGCUCUGCUUCAUGCCACCCAACUCAUGAGGGACCGGCACCUGGACCAGAUGCUGCUCUGCACUGUCUACAUCAUCGCCAAAAUCUCCAAGGAGGCGCACACGUUCCAGGACAUCAUGAAGUGCUACCGCAGCCAACCGCAGGCCAGCAGCCAUGUCUAUCGCAGUGUCCUCCUGCAUCGCACUCCCAGACAGCAGGGUGCGCUAACAGACGAAAACAUGGAGGUUGAUCCUACGUCUGGAGCAGAACCUAACGAGACGACGCAGGCGGGCGAGGAGGAACGCGGCGACCUGAUUCAGUUUUACAACAACGUCUACGUGAUCAAGAUGAAAAGUUUUGCCAUGAGAUAUGCUACGCAUGACAACAGGAUGGACGCCCCGCCCAUGUCUCCGUUCCCUUCAGUGCGUUGCCACCCGCCGUCUCCUCGCCGAGUGUCUCAGCGUCAUAGCGUUUACGUGUCGCCCCACAAAGCGUCGGCGAGGGGCCUGGCGCCAAACUCUUUCACCUUCCGCAUCAACAGCAGCCCCUCCAAGGAUCUGUCUGACAUCAACCGCAUGCUGCGUCAAGGUUGCAACGGCCGCAAAAGAGCCCUCGGCAUGGAGGGCGAGCUGAUGAUAUCGUCAGCGUGUGACUCCCCCAGCAAGCGGGCGUGUCCCGAGAACAGCGCAAGUGGCCCCGACAUUUUGCUAAAGAGGCUGCAGGACGUUGUGUCGGAGAGGCAGAGCCACUGACCAAGUGGCUGCCAUCAAAAAUGUGCUAGCACGCUAAUAAGAUUGUUCAUCAAAGGCCUAACGUUAACACCUUAAAAUGACUGUUAGCUAUGGUGCUAAUGCUUUCAUGCUAACGUUACUGGUCAUUACUUGAGCUGACGGGUAUGACCAGUUACUGUGAAAAUAACGCUUGCUUGCUAACGUGAUUGGACAUGACAGAGCUAAUGUUAACUCUUUAACAAGACUCUUAGCAAAGUAGUGUUAGCUGUCAAAAUAACAUCACGGGUCAUUACCGACUUAAUUAUCGCAUGACCAGUUGCUGUGGAGCUAACGCUAGCACACAAACGUGACUUGUUACUACUGAGAUAGCGCUUGAAAGCUAAUGUGACUUGUCAUACUAAAGGUAAGGCUAACUCUGAUAAAUGUAAACUGUCAUUACCCACCUAAUGCUAACCCUGACACAACUGGUCACAUGGAGAUAAUGCUAGCACACUAAUGUUUGUUAAUUAUGAAUGUGUGACUGCAAAAGGACUUUAUGGCUUUAUGUGAACUUAUGUAAAAAUGUUUGAUUUUGUUGUUUGUUCUUGAGUCAAGGAAAACUAUGAGGCUGAGAUUAGCAUGUACAAGGUUUCGGUGUUAUUUGUUCUAGCUGUGAGCCCAAAAAAAUGACAUUGGCGCUAUUGUCCUCAAGUUUGUAAAACGUUUUUGGUUUUAUUUUUGUUGUUGGAAUCUGCUCGACUAUUUCAGUGUUCUUGCUCGUUUAUGUGUGUGUAGCAUCUACACACGUGUUUGGCAAGUGUGUUGAACUAUAUCUUGAUCUUAUCUUUGUGUAACUUUGUAGUUUGAUUUGUGAAAUUGAAAUCCAAUGCACAAAGUAA